Molecule: messenger RNA, 760 nt
Organism: Dendrobium catenatum
Lineage: Eukaryota; Viridiplantae; Streptophyta; Magnoliopsida; Asparagales; Orchidaceae
Exons: 5
Coding region: 214-606 (130 amino acids)
Cellular component (GO): nucleus
Molecular function (GO): RNA binding
Source: RefSeq, a predicted model, not a curated record
AAGAAUUGAACAAAGGCUGGUUUCUUAACUGUUCGGCUAUAAAUAGUCAUAUCGCUUUGUUCCCCCUCAAAUUUAGCAUAAAUUAUAGUGGAAUUCCCUUCUUCUCGAUUAAUCGGUUAGGACUAAGGUUGUCGUUUGGGAGUUCUCUCUCUUCGUUGAUUCUGCUAUUUAAGGUUUCAGGGUUUCCUCCUCCCGUUUAGGGUUUACGGGAAAAUGGAAGGGGUUACCAACGCUGUGAAUGGCCUUAGCAUAAACAAUCCGCGUAAGAAGUAUCGCAUUCAGGUUUCGAAUACGAAGAAGCCACUCUUCUUCUACGUUAAUCUCGCCAAGAGGCACAUGCAAGUGCACAAUGAAAUCGAGCUUUCUGCUCUUGGAAUGGCCAUUGCAACUACUGUUUCCGUUGCGGAGAUUCUGAAGAACAGUGGAUUUGCUACUGUGAAGCAGAUCUUGACAUCUACUGUGGAUAUCAAAGAUGACUACAGGGUCCGACCAUUGCAGAAAGCAAAGAUUUCAAUAUUACUGGGCAAGACUGAAGAGUUCGAUGAGUUGAUGGCCGCUGCUGCUGCAGAAGCGAGCGGUGGUGCUCAAGGGGAUGAACAGAACUAAAUGAUUAUAUAACUACUGUUCAUUUUUCAUCUUUUUAUUUGUAUGCACACAUUUACGGUGUUAUUUUAUUGUGAGAUCUGAACAGUAAUGAUGCUCCGAUUUGCGCACCUAUAAUUCAAAUGCUUAUUAAUUUGGCUUGGAGCCGUAUAUGAUA